GAAUUUCUGCAGCAAAAGUGUAAGCAGCAACAGAGACUGAGGAACUGUUACAGUUGGACCCCAUACUGAUGGCAGGCCACUCGGAAGAGGGGAAAAGAAAAAAAAAGUGGGGGGAUGCAGUUUAGAAACUGCCUAAGUUUGGGAUGUUCAAACACAUCCAGCCUUCCACCAGAAGAGCUCUCAAAGAGCAUACACCACACACCUGGGCUGCUGAAGGCGGGUAUUUUUACAGCAGCAGUUCCUAAAUGUUUGGAUCUAGGGGUCAAGCCCUUAAACUCUCUCACAGAUGCCACAAUGGACAAAGGAGUGAACAAACAUGUGCAUAUCACUACAUAUUAUCACUUCAAAGGUGACAUGUGGAUCACAGUCUGGGAGCUGCUGCUCUACAGGAGGGCAGGCCAAAACCUGUGCGGUGGGCAGUGUUGAUAGCCAGGGUUUCAGGCUCCCUUGCUCUCACGUGGAGAGGACAGCACUUUGCACGAGACCAAACGCCUUUCAGGGGAAUGUGGCACAGUGCUGUACUAUGAAACUCAAACAGCAAGGAAACAACUUCCAAACUUAUUCCCACUCAUUCCCUUGAUCCUCAAUUGAAAAUGGUCUUCAAAUUUAUUACAGGGGAAGACACCGCACAUGGCGGAUGCCACGCUCCAUACCCAGGUAGCACCCCGGUAUCACCAGCUCCCCUUUGCAGCAGGACUCCAGCAGCAAUCAUGCAAUACCAGGAUCCCAAGCAAAUUUAAAUGCAGAGAAAUCCACCGAUGACUACGAGGCUAAGAGAUUUCUAGCUGCAUGGUGCACUGGGCACACACCUGCAAAGCGCCGGCAAGGUCCUGUUCCACAGCACACUUACACUGUGGCCCAGCAGGUUGAGAAGAUCCUUCUGGCGGAUGUCUGUCACUGCUAUGGGAUCCUGUUACCAGCUGCUGAGACUUUCGAAGAGGGAAAGAAAAACCACCAAAGCAGGACAGGUUUAAAUGCUCCUAGGCCCAAGGUCCUGCUCUCCAAAUCGCAGCCCCCUUAGAGCUCCUGCAGGUAUGUGCCAAGGCCACAUUAUAUCUCCGCUAUAACAGCAAUCCUCAAAGGUGGUGGUGGUGGUGGUAAGUUAAUUACUUCUAUGACCUUAAAUCAACCCUAUCAGCUCAAACUGUCAAUAAGCAGUUGGCUUCUUGCUAAGUACAGACCAGAACUAGCCCUGGAGAAAAUGAGAUGUUCCUGGGAAGCCCCAGCAACACAAUGCAGCCGGCUGUAUCUGUAACACCCUCUGAGGAAACAAUUUCCGCCACAGGCAGCACAGGGUCCUUGUGCCAGAGGAUGCUUCAGAGCGGAGCUUCCCUUCCGCUGGCUGGUUUGAACCUCAUGGCACGGCACCAGGUCCGAAUGAACCGUGUGCACUGGCAAGCAAUGCCCCCAGUAUUUCCAGUUCCCCAAACUGGGCUACGAUAAUGACGGCUUCUGGAAUCUUAAUUACGCACUGAGGAAGGACAAUUCUGCUCUUCAGCCAUAGUAAAGGGAUUUCAUAAUGAAGUAAAGAUUCUGUUAACCGGAAAGUGCACUCUGUCACGCAGGUUGCAAGGUGAGGGGGUUUCCAGCUAAGCACUGCCAAUCCCAUCUGCAAACAACCUUGCUCCAUAGCUGCAAAUUAGUUCCCCUCUACCCUCAGCUCUCUGAAACAGUUAACUUCUGUCUGUGAAACCAUCCUAUCUCCCUGCCUGCUCAACAAUAGAUCCAGCUAAACAAAUGCCUCCUAAUUGACUUUAAGCAACACUUGAUUGCUUUUACCAAAAACAAGAGAGAGGAAAACAUUGGGGUUUAUGAAAUAAUGACUAAUCCUGGAGCAAGAGAAAGGGGAUGGGUUGGAGCACUGGUGUCAAACAGAGAUUCAAUCUCGGCUCAAAGAGCCCCAAGACACAUGGGCCAAGUCAUUCAUCCCUCCCCAACUGCCCUCAUUUCCACACCUGCUGAUCUAAGCCAAACCCCUGCUAAAAUCCAAACAAUCGGGGCCGCUGGCAAAUGAAAAUUGGAGCAUUGUCUUCCCCAUGAGGGCUCUGAAAGGGCCGCACUUAAUGAGGAUGGAUUGACAGAGAGGUGGCUUGUAGGCUAUAAAAGGCAUCCCACAGUUGGGAGCAGCUCAGUCCAGGGUACGCUGCCUAUUUGCCCGCUCCCAGCUCGUUCUGAGCAUGGUCACAGCCCACCGCAGGCACCCCCCAAGGCUGGGUGGCCCAUGGCUGCUGGGUCUCCUGGUGUGCCUGCUGCUCUGGGGCUCUCCAGGAGCCUGGGCGAGCUACCUGAGGAGAUCCUCCAGCUGCACACCCAUUCCACACCACAUGGCCUUGUGCUACGAUAUUGGCUACUCCGAGAUGAGGAUUCCCAACCUGCUAGAGCACGAGACCAUGCCAGAAGUGAUCCAGCAGUCUUCCAGCUGGCUGCCCUUGCUGGCCAGGGAGUGCCACCCAGAUGCUAGGAUUUUCCUCUGCUCUCUCUUUGCACCAAUCUGCUUGGACAGGCUCAUCUACCCCUGCCGCAGCCUCUGCGAAGCCGUCAAGAGAAGCUGCGCGCCUGUCAUGGCUUGUUACGGCUACCCCUGGCCCGAAAUCCUGAACUGCAACAAGUUUCCUGCAGAUCAUGAACUGUGCAUCGCGGCAGUCUCCACGGAUGAAAAUUCCUCGAGCAGGAGAAUGCCCCGAGCCAGCUGCCAGGACUGCGAGCUUGAGGAGGUCAGCACUGCCAGGGAGAUCCUGGAAAACCUUUGUGCCAAUGAUUUUGCUGUGAAAAUCCGAAUCCUGAGGAAGAACAUGACCACCACCAUCUCAGACUUUGACCUGGACCCCUCCAGGGUGGAGGUCCUGAAGCAUGGACCGCUCCUCAGAACCGAAAUCCCUGCCAGGCUCCAGCAGUGGCUGGACAUAGAUGCUACCUGCGUCCAUAAUAUCAUGAGAGGCACUCACGCAGGGGUCUUCGUUGUAAGCGGCGAAGUACAGAGUGACAAAGUGGUGGUGAAUAAGGCCUAUGCCUGGCAAAAGAAGAACAGGAACCUGCACCAGGCAGUGCGGAGGUGGAAACAUCACCGCUGCCCUGAACAGGCUGGCCGGAAGGUCUGAAAAAUCUCAAUGCCAUCAGUAAGAAACUGGUCCUUUCCCUAAGGCUAAAUAACUCCUAUCCCUGGCAGUUGGUGUUUUGGAGAUGUGCACACAAAAUUUUUAGGUGAUCCAAAGCAGUCAUAGUCCACAGAUGAGGCCCCACUACAGAUCCCUGUUUUACUGAGACAGAGCUUAAGGAUGCAGAUUUAACACUAUCCUCUUGCAAGGCUCUGCAUAUCCAGGACUUGCGAUGGAUGGCUUUGUGUAGGAUCCAAUGUCGCUAAAAAACUGAACUGAACCUUGCAGGCAAGCGCAAACUAGAAGAGACCUGUAAUAACAGUUCCCUCUAGUUCUCACCAUCAAAGUCGAUAGCCAUUUUAGCUUCAUUGUUUGACCGAGCCAGCAGUGCUGUCCAAGUACCUGCUUGCUUUCUGUCCAGGGAGAUUACACAGAAGUCUCCCUGACUGCUUUUUUAAGUAAUGGAGCAAAUACUUUACUUUUGAACAGUCUGACGUAAAUUAAAGGGGAGAGGAACCCACCCAGGUGACACCCAUCCCCUUCAAGAAUGAAAGUUAAACUCAGCUCCUCAGCAGGCACUUGGACUGUCCCUUCAGCUUACUGUGCUGAAAGAUGACGAGCAUCUGCACAGGUAAAAGGAAAUAGCUGUCUUGAGCAGGAAAGGCACAGAGCAAAGAUAGCAGAGGAUUUCUGCAUAACAGGGAAAGUAAUUUUUUAACAUCAGAAGAUUCUGGUAACUGGGGAACUACCAAAGCUAUCACAAGAGCCUGAGAAAGAGCAGAGCAGGAGCAGGACAUCAACUGUUUAAACCUUUGCUUUGGUGUGCAACAGCAGCUUUGCUUGGGACUCAGAGGCAAGCCCCAACCACAGCACAGCAGGAAAUACUUGCAAUUCUGAUACGGUGGGGGAGGAAACAUUACCUAUCUGUCCAGCCUUCCCACUGCACACAAGGAAGACUGAAAAGGUGGCAAAACUCAGUCUCACCAAGUUCUCUGCAGCUCACUCUCUCACCCAAGUAAAUAGGGACUGUAAUUCCCUGCAGGAGUAAACGCAGUUAUAGCUCUACACUCCAGACCACAGAGCAGAAAACAGCAAAUCCCAGAAUGAGAAAACAAAUUGUAUUUCUGCUGCCUAACAAAGCGCUGCCUAUGGAAAGUUUUCCAUAUUGGAUGAAACUUGGGACUGAAAUAUGAAAAUAAGGGGAAAAACAGCUUUUGGGAGAAAUGCAUUCUGCUUUGUUCAUGAUGCUUGCAGUCUUGGUUGUGGACAGAGCCACUCAGUUUGAUGGAGACACAUUGCCUCCCUGUGCUCAUAAAGCACAGUAACAACCCGCGAUGAGAUCUCGUCUUCAGAUUUAGUGUGGGCUGAGACAAGCACUCAGACACUCACGCUGAAAUUCAGCUGCACCCUGACAUUUGUGCAGUGAUUACUUCUAUUCCCUGAGGCUCCAAAGAAAAACACAGCAACGUUUCCUAUUUUUAUUCCUCCCUACUGCCUUGUCUUGCAAACUGCCACCCAGUUCACAGAAUCUGCUGCCAGGUGGUCCCUGCAAUGGCAGUAUCUUCUGAACAGACUGCAUUUGGAAAACACAACAGAACACAUAAAAGCUCUGAAGGUUGAAAAGGUUUUGUCUGAUAUUUGUUUUCCAUUAUUCGGAUUAUUUGAUUACUAGUUUUUCCUAAUGAAAAAGUGCACAGAUGGUCUUACUUACAAGCUUUAGAAAGGACAUCUCAUAGCCAGAGGGGGGAAAAAUCGGGCAGGGACUUUUUCAUAGCUCCAGGAAAUACACUUGCGUUCAAAGCAGAUGACUUAUGCACAUUUAAAAACAAACCGCAGGUUCCCCUAUGGUGCCCAGUGCCAUGCUCCAAAGCCCAGAGCUCACAUGAAAUCAUUAACAAGCCAUCCGCUGCUACAGUCCCACUACGGCCUGCUCUGCUGAAAGCAAAGAUCACAGACCAGCCACUUAUUUCCUUAAAUUGCCUCUUGCGUGCCGCAACACUUUGUGUUAAGUGAAAUCCUCAAGUAAAAUUCAAGAGUCCUUCUUUGCUAGUGACUUCUGGUUUUGACUAACACAACCCAGUUAAACACACACUUCCACUAAUUUAAGCAACAGAGAUGAAAUAAAUUAGGGUUGUUUUUUUUUUUUUUAAACAAGUUGAUUUAGAUUGGUACUGUAUGCAUAGAUAGAGAAGCCUCUGGAAGUCUUUUGAAGUCAGAGCUGGCUCCUGGCAGGUUCAUCCAGGAGAUAAGAGAUGUCUUGCGAGUUGCCGGUUUCUAAAUAAAGGACUCCCUAUCAGAAGACAAAGGAGAACAGACUCCGUGCCAUCGCAAAUGUGGAAUGUCCAUCGUUGUCUGCAAUACCACCCCCAGGGAGCAACGCUUCCCCCAGAACCAAUGGAGGUGCCAGAGAGACAAAAGUUGUGGGAUUACCACUGCUGGGGACAGUCUGCCUUUUCUCACCUUCACUGCAGGCCAGGACCCACUCUUUUUCUUAAGCAGUACUGGUAGGGCAGAGGAGGUGGAAACAGGAGUUUUCCUGAGCAAAAAACCUGAGUGCUUGCCCCAGACCAUGGUUCAGGGAAUGAUGCCAGUUUGGUGAAUGCUGUGGGGCAUCAGUUUGAGGUUGGUGUGUCCGUUUACUGAAUGUCAGACAGAAAUACACUUAAAAAUUUGCAUACCAUGAGCACCACAUGUGUAGAAGUGAGGAAAAACCUUUGUAUAUUUCUUCCAGAUACUUACUGCAUUAAAGGAGUUUAA
Molecule: messenger RNA, 5852 nt
Organism: Phalacrocorax carbo (great cormorant)
Lineage: Eukaryota; Metazoa; Chordata; Aves; Suliformes; Phalacrocoracidae
Source: RefSeq, a predicted model, not a curated record